Camellia sinensis is the source of this 1218-nucleotide messenger RNA. Lineage: Eukaryota; Viridiplantae; Streptophyta; Magnoliopsida; Ericales; Theaceae. The record is from RefSeq and is a predicted model, not a curated record.
AUAUCUAUACAAUUCUCUAUUUCUCUAUACAUCAAUUCUAACAUGGUAUCAGAGCAAGGUUAAGAAUCUCAUAAUUUCGUUUUACCGGCGGGCGGCAGCCUCGCCUUGACCGCCCGCCGGACCUGCAAAAAGACCCAGCGAUUAAGCUCUCUUACUUCCACAGAUUAAUUAUUGCAGUGCGCACACACUCGCUCACCACAAACGAAGAUGGACACGAAGUUCGCCGGAAAGUCCAUCGCCGCCGUACACUCCGGCCUCACCGACAUCGAUCAGAUGGCGGACAUAAAGAGAGAGAGAAAGGAGGGAGAGGGGCGAAUGGAGGAGGCAGUUGUGAAGGUGAACAUAAAGUUCGGCGAAGGAUCCAUACCUGUGUCCCUCUCUCUUGAUUCCAGCGUCAGAGAUCUCAAAUCUAUACUCCAACCCCUCACCAAUGUCCUCCCUCGCGGUCAGAAGCUCAUCUUCAAAGGUAAAGUUCUGCUGGAUGAACUCACUUUGAGGUCGUCCCAGGUCACCGAUGGGGCUAAGAUCAUGCUCAUGGCUUCCCAAGGUUUACACCAAGGGGAUGGUCCCAUUAGGAAGGAAGCACCGGCUUCAUCGAAUUUGAGGCGGAUGGCCGAUGCAAAUCGAGGCAAGGAGGGGAAAAGGGAUGAUGUUGCUGCUGUUGAAAAGAGCCAGUUUGAGCGUUGGAAAGCUACUGGGGUUAUAGCAUUGUCUGAAUGCAACUUGAGGGCUAUACCUGAUGAAGUAUGGACUUGUGGACCUUCUGCGAGGGUACUUGAUCUCAUUCCUCUCUUUAUGGAUACCCACCCAACACAAAACAAAAAAAAAACAACAACAAAGCCUGCCAUACACACACAGGUACAUGGGACAUCACCAUACACACGGACAGCACACAUUGAGACAUGCAUCCAAUGACUCUCUCUCUCUCACUUUUAACCCUCUCUUUCCUCUCUUUUUAUUUUAAUAUUCACAUCCACUACAUUUUAUCUUUCAAAUAAAGCAGCUGUCUGAUCCCACCGCCCAUCACAGACUUAUUUUAUCUUAUUUUAUUUUAUUUUAACCCCCUCAUCAUAUUUUAUCAUCAUCAUUUUUCCCAUCAUCAUAUUCUACCCCAUUCUUUUCUUUAUCACACCUAUCUUUAUCUCUUUUCUAUGCAACUCCCACCAGCGCAUAUGCUUUCUACAUUCAUAUAUUAUUAUUAUUAUUAUUCUUAUUAUA